AUGGCCGACGGUGUAUACACCCUUCAGGAGGUUGCAAAGCAUACCAGCAAGACCGAUCUCUGGGUCGCGUUGUGGAAUCAUGUCUAUAACGUAACAGACUACCAGGAAGACCAUCCAGGUGGCAAGGAGUUUCUACUCGAAAACGCCGGUACCGACGCGACAACGGCAUACGAGGAUAUUAGCCAUUCGACAGAUGCGAGGGAAGUUCUCGAGAACUUUCUCAUCGGGCGCAUCGCAGACGAGGACUGGACCGACCAUGAAGCAGCAAGAAUACCAGAAAUCAAGCCGAGCAGGGUUCAUGUGGUCAACAACCUCCCACUACCGAAGCCGCAUCGGAUUCAGUUGUCUGCCAUAGGUUUUGGCCUGCCAUCUUUAGUGGUAUCAAUAGUUCUUGGUCGAAAACUCUCCCAGCUUCUGAAUCGCUUUCAGGGUGGUGGCUUCUGGAAGGGAUUCGCCGUCUCUUCCCUUGCCAGUAUGUUGUUGGCUGGCUAUGCUAGUCUUUGGGCGACAAAGAGUUUCGAUGUUGCGCACAAAGACUUCCGGUCCUAUCCGGCACACUUCAAAGCGAAAUCUACAUCGAAACCGUCAAAAAAGAAGGAUAUCAAUGUUGGCGUACUGAACGCCAGCGUCUACCAGCCUUUCCCACUCAUUGAGAAGUACAAUGUUUCCCACGACACCAUCCGCUUCGUCUUUGGACUACCCAGCGAAAAUUCCGUCCUUGGUCUCCCAACUGGUCAACACAUUGCCAUCAGACACGAAGUUAAUGGAAAGCAACUCACCCGUUCAUACACGCCAACAUCCAGCAACAAGGACCGAGGCCGCUUAGAGUUGACCGUCAAGAUCUACCCGACCGGAAAGCUAACGCCCUGGCUGAGCAAGUUGAACAUCGGUGACAAGGUGGAAAUCCGAGGACCAAGGGGCGAGAUGAAGUACCACAGGAAUCUAGUCAAAGAGAUGGGUAUGAUCGCAGGCGGUACCGGUAUCACACCCAUGUUCCAGCUUAUCCGACGUAUAUGCGAAGACCCGAGAGAUGAAACCAAGAUCAUGUUGUUAUACGCCAACAAGACUGAGGGCGACAUUUUGUUGAAAGAGGAGCUUAACGCUUUUGCCGCAAAGCAUGAUCAGUUCAAGGUGCACUAUGUUCUUAGCAAUCCAUCCAAGAAGUGGAAGGGCGAGACUGGUCGCAUUAGCAAGCAGAUGAUUGAGGACUAUCUUCCGGCACCAGCCGGUAUGGACAGCAUGGUUCUUGUUUGUGGACCAGAUCUAAUGAUGGAUUCGAUGGUAGCAGCUCUCCAGGAUCGCGGCUUCAAGCCACCAGGCAAAACCUCGAAGCCUCAGGAUCAGAUCUUCAUUUUCCAAUGA
Pyrenophora tritici-repentis Pt-1C-BFP is the source of this 1362-nucleotide messenger RNA. RefSeq names its product NADH-cytochrome b5 reductase 3. The record is from RefSeq and is a predicted model, not a curated record. Gene Ontology annotation, cellular component: endoplasmic reticulum. Lineage: Eukaryota; Fungi; Ascomycota; Dothideomycetes; Pleosporales; Pleosporaceae. Gene Ontology annotation, molecular function: oxidoreductase activity.